UUUGUGGGAUUUAUGAAUCACUCUGGUGUAGUCUUGGGAAGUGUCUUUUUCCUCUUCUUCUUCUUUUCGGCUAAAUGGGUGAUCACGCAUUCGCUUUGCAGUUGCCUGGUCCCUCUAACAUCAUAUCCUUGUCGGAGUUGUCCCAGUUCAUCAGAUCCUACUACAGCAGCCCGGCGAGCCCGGUGUACGAUCUGCUGAAUUACAACCAUAAUAAUAACUCCUCGUCUCUGUUUCCCCUCGUUGCAGCUCAGCAAACCAUGCAGGAUGAUUUACUGAUGGACAAAAACAAAGCCCAGCCUCACCAUCAGCAAGAUCCGACGCAAGUAGACCCUCCUCCCUCCACCCCGACCCCGUCAUCGGAGCCCACUUCUUCUUCAUCGGAGUCGGAGAGCCCGUCGACCGGGAGCAACCAAGCGGCUUCAGCGCUGAACAGCAGCAGCAAGGACAAAGUGCCGAUGGAGUCGCCGAUCCUGCCCGGGUUGAGCUUCCACCACCAGCCGCAGGAGACCGGCGGCCCCCUUUCCUCCCCUUCCUCCUCGUUUGGGAGCACUUGGUCCACGGGAUCCACAAACGCCGUGGACGAUAGCUUUUUCCAGGGAAUACCCUCGGUGAACGGGACGAUGCUUUUCCAGAACUUCCCCCACCACGUCAACCCGGUCUUCGGGGGUAAUUUCUCCCCGCAGAUCGGUCUGGCUCCCCAGUCCCAGCAGCAUCAACAGCAAGCCCCGCAGCAGCAGCAGCAGCAGCAGCAGCAGCAGCAGCAGCAGCCCCAGCAGAGGAGAUCCCCUGUCAGCCCCAGUCAAGGCCCCUUCCCCCAGAGAAACGCUUAUCAGACCAUCAUGAAUAACAGCAAAGGGUCGUCGUCGUCCUCCUCCUCUGCCCCGUCGUCUGCUUGGAAUAAUCACCAAAACGCCGCCUGGAGCACAGCCUCCAACCCCUGGAGCGGGCUGCAGGCAGGCAGGGACCCGCGCAGAGCGGUGGGCGUCGGGGUCGGGGUCGGGGUCGGAGUCGGAGUCGGUGUGCCGUCAUCCCUGAACCCCAUCUCCCCCAUGAAAAAAGCCUAUACCAGCAAUGUUAUAGCACCCCCGAAAUUCCCAAGACCCGGUCCCCUCACCCCCAAGCCCUGGAUGGAGGACAGCGCCUUCAGGACUGACAACAGCAACAACAUACUGCCUUUCCAGGACCGGAAUCGGCCCUUUGAUGCUUUUAGCUUGCACUCUUUGGAGAAUUCCUUAAUGGAUAUGAUAAGGACUGACCAUGACAAAGGACGUAUGGGCCUCAACUUUCAUCAUCCUGGAGCAGACCACAUAAUGCCAUUGAAUAGUCGCUCCUGUCUUUUUCCCUUUGAGGAUGGUUUCCUCGACGACGGCCACGGUGACCCCUCCUUGACCCCGGGCCUGAACUCGCCAACCCGCUGUCAGAACGGAGAGAGGAUGGAGCGCUACUCCAGGAAGGUCUUUGUCGGAGGCCUCCCCCCUGACAUAGAUGAAGAUGAAAUCACCAACAGUUUCCGUCGCUAUGGGCACCUGGUGGUAGACUGGCCCCACAAAGCAGAGAGCAAAUCCUACUUCCCACCUAAAGGCUAUGCCUUCCUGCUCUUCCAGGAAGAGACUUCUGUUCAGGCUUUGAUCGACGCCUGCAUCGAGGAGGACGGCAAGCUCUACCUGUGUGUAUCCAGCCCCACCAUCAAAGACAAACCGGUCCAGAUCCGUCCCUGGAACCUCAGCGACAGUGACUUUGUCAUGGACGGCUCCCAGCCUCUGGACCCCCGCAAGACCAUCUUUGUAGGGGGUGUGCCGCGGCCCCUGCGUGCAGUGGAGCUGGCUAUGAUCAUGGACCGGCUGUACGGAGGUGUUUGCUACGCCGGCAUUGACACCGACCCGGAGCUCAAAUACCCGAAGGGGGCCGGCCGCGUGGCCUUCUCCAACCAGCAGAGCUACAUUGCUGCCAUCAGCGCUCGCUUCGUUCAGCUGCAGCACAAUGACAUCGACAAAAGGGUGGAGGUGAAGCCGUACGUCCUGGACGACCAGAUGUGUGAUGAGUGCCAGGGGGCACGCUGCGGGGGGAAGUUCGCCCCCUUCUUCUGUGCCAACGUCACCUGCCUGCAGUACUACUGCGAGUACUGCUGGGCCAGCAUCCACUCACGAGCCGGCCGAGAGUUCCACAAGCCACUGGUGAAGGAGGGGGGCGACCGCCCUCGACACGUGUCCUUCCGCUGGAGCUGAGGGGGGGGGUGUCACGAGUCAGCCCUGCCCCUCCGGUGAACCCACAACCGACCCCCUAAAAACCUCCUGCACCCCUACUACCCUACAGGCCGGGACAGAGCUGCAACCGCCCCUCCCCCACAGCCCCAGCCUACUCCACCCUGCUCCCCACAAACACCUCAUGAAAAAAAAGCAAAAAGGAUACCGUCAAAUACAUGGGACUGUCUUCAUGCCACACGGCUCUGAACUCAUUGUCUAGUGUUCCCUCUGAUGAAGCAUUGCGGGGAAAUGAAAUGCGAAAAGUCUAUCAGCUUAGAAUUUGCACUUUGGCACAAAAUCUCAUUAAACACACACACAGACACACACACAUAAACACACA
Messenger RNA from Morone saxatilis (striped sea-bass), 2583 nucleotides. It is a transcript of the gene cpeb3, whose product is annotated as cytoplasmic polyadenylation element binding protein 3. Gene Ontology annotation, molecular function: translation factor activity, RNA binding; mRNA regulatory element binding translation repressor activity; ribosome binding. Gene Ontology annotation, cellular component: nucleus; cytoplasm; neuron projection. Gene Ontology annotation, biological process: negative regulation of cytoplasmic translation. The transcript has 10 exons. The record is from RefSeq and is a predicted model, not a curated record. Lineage: Eukaryota; Metazoa; Chordata; Actinopteri; Moronidae. The coding region runs from base 75 to 2225 and encodes 716 amino acids.